UCUGUGUGUCCACACGCCGUCCGCGCCGAGGAAGACGACGACGCCGCGCCAAUGUAAUCCGUCCGUCCGUUACUAGAUCAGCUUGUACGUACGUACACUACUCACUGUCACUGGGGACGAGCCCGCGCGCGUGUCAGGGCUCCCGGCCUCCUAUAUAACUACGUGCUGCCCGGCCCGGCCACUCCACCGAUCGAACACCAGCCAACACCACUCCUCCGACCUAGAACUCCAGCCAUGACCGCCAUCGAGUUCAUGCUCGACAGGACCCACCAGGCCGGCGGCAUCGUCCCCCUCGGCGCCACCGCGGCCGCCGCCACCAACAACGGCAAUGCCGCCGCCGUGCCCUGGCGGAGGCUGGAGGGGAAGGUGGCCAUCGUGACCGGCGGCGCGCGCGGGAUCGGGGAGGCGAUCGUGCGCGCGUUCGUCCGGCACGGCGCGCGCGUGGUGGUCGCGGACAUCGACGACGCGGCCGGGGAGGCGCUGGCGGCCGCGCUGGGCCUGGGCGGCGCCUGCUGCAGCUACGUGCACUGCGACGUGUCGGAGGAGGCCGACGUGGAGCGCGCCGUCGGGUGCUGCGUCGAGCGGUACGGGCGGCUCGACGUGCUCUGCAACAACGCCGGCGUGCUAGGCCGGCAGGACCCGCCGGCCGCCAACGGCUGCACCAAAAGCGGUGGCAUAGCAUCGCUGGACGCCGCCGAGUUCGACCGCGUGCUGCGCGUCAACACGCUGGGCGCGGCGCUCGGCAUGAAGCACGCGGCGCGGGCCAUGCUGCAGCGGCGCGGCGGCGGCGGCGGGGGGAGCAUCGUGUCCGUGACCAGCGUCGCCGGCGUGAUGGGCGGGAUGGGCCCGCACGCGUACACGGCGUCCAAGCACGCGCUGGUGGGGCUGACCAAGAACGCCGCCUGCGAGCUCGGGGAGCACGGCAUCCGCGUGAACUGCGUGUCCCCCUUCGGGGUGGCCACGCCGAUGCUGGUCAACGCGUGGCGCCACCGCAGCCAUGACGACGACGAGGAGGCAGACGGGAUCGCACCUGCGCCGCCGAGCGAGCAGGAGGUGGAGAAGACGGAGGAGAUGGUGCGUGGCCUGGCGACCCUCAAGGGCGCGACGCUGCGAGCAGGUGACAUCGCGGAGGCGGCGCUGUUCCUGGCCAGCGACGAGUCGAGGUACAUCUCCGGGCACAACCUCGUCGUCGACGGCGGCGUAACCACCUCCCGGAACGUCAUCGGGCUGUGACAGAAGUCAAACCCAGGCCCCAUUGGAGGUGGAUGCUGUUGCAGGGAUCGAGUACGUGCGAGUGUCACAGUCAAGCACAGCUCGAUAGCUCGAUCGACCGACCCACCUGUGUACUCCAUUACUUUAGUAUCAGUAGCUUGGUAGUAGCCUGGUAAUUAGCAGCUGGUUAUUCGAUCUGCCUCAUGUGAGGAUCGAUGGAUUGGGGAAUGAUCUGUGAUUCGCAUGGUUCUGUUCUUCUUUAAUCGUUCGUGGCGGAUCGAGAAAUUGUUAACUAAUUCGUCUUUCCUGUUUGGGAACUGACAGUGCAGACAGCUAAGGGAGAGGUACAGAGGAACUGUACAUUCAGAUUCAGUGUUCGAGGAUGCCACUGAACUGACAGAGUUCUGUCGUUGUCCCGAAUGAUUCAACAUGACUUUACG
Lolium perenne is the source of this 1652-nucleotide messenger RNA. Lineage: Eukaryota; Viridiplantae; Streptophyta; Magnoliopsida; Poales; Poaceae. The record is from RefSeq and is a predicted model, not a curated record.